AUGCAGCACAUGUGGCUGCACUUGGUGUGCGAGUGUUUGCUGUGCCUGUUUGUCAUUGGUGUGAGCGUGAGGAUGUGUAUGGGGAGGGCCCAGGAGGUGCGGACCGGGGUCGGGGGCAGCGUCUCGGUGUGCCUGCGCCUCUGCCUGGGCUGGGUGGGGGCGGUGGGGGCCGCGGUCGGCAUCCCGGUGUCGGUGCUGCUGAACCUGAGGACCCCGCAGUGCCUUUACACGUGCCUCACCCUGGUGUGCUGCCCCCUGCUGGUACGGCAGUUCACCAUGUGCCUGCUGCUGCUGCUGGCCCUCAACUCACACCUCCACUACAGGCUGGGAGAGAGAUACGUAUCCGUGGUAACCCGCCGCAGAGUGCUCUGCCUGGUUCUGCUAAGCUGGGUGUGCUCUGUCCUGACCGCUUACGCCCAGUUCAUCGGCUGGAAUGCCCUGGACACUUGGGGUGACGUCCCGGGGGAGGGCACAGCCGGACUCGGGCUCGGUGGGGUGGUAGGUGCCAACUGGACCACCCCUUUCCCCCCACCCAAAUAUCCAGGCCCUCAGGAUCGCUCAAUAAUAGGGAAGUACCUCCCUUAUGGUGGGUUCCUAUCCAAGUUCUACGUGGAGGACAUGCACAACUUCACCUACGCCGAGAUCCACGGGAGCCACUGGGGGGUGUGCGCCCCUGACACCGUUCUCAGCCCCCAGUUCCUGGUCUACGUCUACGCUGUCACCGUCUUCCUGCUCCCCCUGCUGGUCCUCCUAGGGAUCUACCUGGAUUUGAUGUGUGUGGUGCCAAAGCUGGUUUCUGACCUGACCCAGUCGCCCAAGGGAGAGACCGCUCGGGCCCACUCCCUGGCACUCUCUCUUUCCCUCCUGGUGUUGCUCUGCCUGCCGCUCCACACCUGCCAUGCCGUGCUCCUGUUCUCCCCCAGCACCCUUCAGCCUUCCUGGGCCCCACACCUCGCCGCUCUCCUCUUCCAGCUCUACGGGGUGGUCCCUCCUCUCCUCUACACCCCUGUGGCCGACACCUCCUGUGGACCCCUACCCCGGGCCCUCUCUCCUUCCACAUCGUUUGCUUCCCCCAGGAAGGAUAUUAACGCGACACUCCUCUCAGCUGUGCAGCGCUGGGCCAUCUGCUGUCCCACCAGCCAAGCGCAUAAAGUGAAAGUGUGUCCACAGGUGUGA
Messenger RNA from Megalops cyprinoides (Indo-Pacific tarpon), 1176 nucleotides. Its product is annotated as adenosine receptor A1-like. Lineage: Eukaryota; Metazoa; Chordata; Actinopteri; Elopiformes; Megalopidae. Gene Ontology annotation, cellular component: membrane. The coding region runs from base 1 to 1176 and encodes 391 amino acids. The transcript is spliced from 2 exons. Gene Ontology annotation, molecular function: G protein-coupled receptor activity. The record is from RefSeq and is a predicted model, not a curated record. Gene Ontology annotation, biological process: G protein-coupled receptor signaling pathway.